This is a messenger RNA of Sinocyclocheilus anshuiensis, 8028 nucleotides long. Its product is annotated as SH3 and multiple ankyrin repeat domains protein 2-like. Lineage: Eukaryota; Metazoa; Chordata; Actinopteri; Cypriniformes; Cyprinidae. Gene Ontology annotation, cellular component: postsynaptic density; postsynaptic membrane; dendritic spine. The transcript is spliced from 22 exons. Bases 160 to 5340 code for a protein of 1726 amino acids. Gene Ontology annotation, molecular function: ionotropic glutamate receptor binding; synaptic receptor adaptor activity. The record is from RefSeq and is a predicted model, not a curated record.
CUGUUGAAGUGAUUCGAGUGACAAAAAGGAUUUAUUAGCAUUCACUCUGAUCGUUGGUUGGGAUCCUGUGGCUAUAAAGAGCAUCUUCUCCUCUUCAGUGACUCAAAUCACACACAGAGAAAGAAGCAUUGACGACUUUCAGCUGAAGUGAAGCUGAAUAUGACGCGGAGCCCGGCGUCCAGCGAGGACGAGAUGGCCCAGAGUGUUUCGGACCAUUCUCAGGAAUCCAGCUCAGAAAGUUUUAAAGAGGAGGCCAUCUAUGAGACGAUCAGGACACAACAGACUGUCAGCCGAAUGACGGACGUCCAGAGCCACUCGCUGGUCAUUAGAGUGAAUAUCCCAGACCUGCAGCAGACAAAGGUCGUGAGGUUUGACCCCAGUGCCUCGGUGUGGGCCGCCAGACAGCGUCUGCUGUGUACUCUGAGUCAAAAUCUGAAGGAUGUGCUAAACUACGGUCUCUUCCAGCCGGCCAGCGACGACAGAAACGGCCAAUUCUUGGAUGAAGAGCAACUCGUCGCAGAAUAUCCACAGCUGGCCUGUGAGGGCAUCCCGUCUCUGGAGUUUCGCUACAAAACCAGACUGUACGAUCAGCCCGGUGCGGAUGAGAAGCAGAUUGCCAAACUUCACACAAAGGCCAACUUGAGGUGGUUUAUAGAUUGCAUCCAACAUCAUCAGCUAGAGAAACUCUCCAAAAUGCUGGACCGAGGCCUGGACCCCAAUUACCAUGACAUGGACACUGGAGAGACACCGCUCACGAUUGCGGCGCAGCUGGAGAAUAUGGUGGAGUUUAUUAAAGCGCUGAGACACGGAGGAGCUCAUCUGGACUUCAGGGCUAAAGAUGGCAUGACUGCGCUCCACAAAGCAGCUUGCUCUAAAAACCAGGCCACGCUCAAGACGCUGCUGGAGCUCGGGGCUUCGCCCAACUAUAAAGACAGUCGUGGUUUGACGGCGCUGUAUCACACGGCUGUGGUUGGUGGAGACACAGACUGCUGCGAGCUGCUGCUGAACCAGAACGCCUCCGUCUGCUGCCAGGACGAGAACGGCUGGCACGAGAUCCACCAGGCUUGUCGACACGGUCACGUCCAGCACCUGGAGCACUUGUUGUUUUUCGGAGCAGAUAUGAGUGCUCAGAACGCCUCGGGAAACACAGCGCUGCACAUCUGUGCUCUCUACAACCAGGAGAAGUGCGCUCACGUGCUGCUGGUCAGAGGAGCCGACAAGGAGCUGAAGAACUGCAAUAAUCAGAGUCCAUUCCAGGUGGCCAUAAUCUCUGGGAAUUUCGAGUUGGCGGAGCUGAUUAAGAAGCACAGAGAAAGUGACGUAGUGCGGUUCCCCGAGGUCCCGCUGAACUCCAGACAGCAACGGUCUCUCCAGAAGAACAGUCUCUCUGGUUCUCGGGCGCUGCUGCGCUCCAACAGUGACAUGAACCUUGUGGCGCGCGCCGUGAGUCCGGAGCAGCUCAGUCUGUCACCGCAGAAGAUGCAGAGAGACCCGAGCGGCCGGGGAAAGAUGACGGGCCGCGGCGGCAGAACCGUCCCGAGCAGCUGUUCCCUGUCCAUCAGCCUGGAGGACGAGCAGAGCACGCAGCAGAAAUGUGUCAAUGGCAGGCCGUGUGGCCAGAGCUCCAGGAGAAAGCUGUACAGCGCUGUUCCCGGCCGUCAUUUCAUCGCCGUCCGCUCAUACCAACCUCAAGCUGGUGGAGAGAUCAGCCUGCAGAAGAAUGACAGGGUCAGAGUUCUGAGUGUGGCUGAAGGGGGCUUCUGGGAGGGCUGCUGUCGAGGGCAGGUGGGCUGGUUCCCUGCCAGGUGUCUGGAAGAGAUUCCUGUCAAACCUGACAAAGAGAGACCAAAGAGCAGAAUGGAGCGCAGCGACAGGAAAAAACUCUUCAGACAUUUCACUGUCGGUUCCUAUGACAGCAUCGACGGCGACUGUGUGACCGAGCAGAAAACAGUGGUUUUACUGAAGCAGGAGAAGGAAGGCUUCGGGUUUGUGCUGCGAGGAGCUAAAGCAGACACACCCAUCGAGGAGUUCAUCCCGACUCCUGCGUUCCCCGCGCUGCAGUACCUGGAGUCUGUGGAUGAGGGCGGCGACGCCUGGCAGAUGGGGCUCCGCACGGGGGACUUUCUCAUCGAGGUCAACCAUCAGAAUGUGGUGAAGAUGGGACACCGGCAGGUCGUUAACAUGAUUAAACAUGGAGGAAACCGUCUCGUCCUUAAAGUGGUGACGGUGAGCAGGAAUCCCGAACAAGACGGCAAAACCUGUAAAAAAGCUCCUCCUCCACCCAAGAGACCCCCGACAACUGCACUCUCAAUGCGAUCCAAGUCCAUGACAUCUGAACUAGAAGAAUUAGAUAAAUUUGAAGAGACAGUGACGCCACAGAAGCUUGUGCAUGAAAAAGGAUCAUUGGACAAAGUUGCCACGAUCAAGCCCCGCCCCUCAAGUCGCUUUUUGGCCACAUCCAUGGAUUUUAAUCCGUCCACGUCAGAAAGGCCAGGAGUUGCUGUAGUUCCCCCUAGUAUUCCUGCAAGAUCCCAUGGAAGUUAUGUUCGUGUGCCAAAAAGCUGUAUGAGAAGACAAAAGUCCAUUGGAAUUGCAGGAGAAGAAAAGAAGCUCCUCAUACCUCCACUGCUCAAGUUCACCAGAAGUCUCUCUAUGCCUGACACAUCUGAGGAUAUUCCCCCACCUCCAGGCGUUUCUCCUCCAUCCCCACCUCACAACCUCAGUACUCCUAUGGCACAAGUAUAUGAGCCCAACCAGCCCAUUUACACACAGAACUCAACAGGCAGAUGCCACACUAUAGACAGAGAUCUAGUCGGGUACCAUCGCCAGAACUUUGAACAAUAUGUCUGUCAAACUCCUUCAGCUGUCCAGCAAAACAUGUGUUCCCAUAACAGGGCCCAUGUGCCAGAGAACCCAUAUUCAGACAUAGUUGGCAAAACUUUGUAUAUCCCACCAAAACCAGCUCGUAGGAAGGGUAUAUUGGUAAAGCAGCUAAAUGUUGAGGAUAGCCCUGAGAAAACCUGUUCAAUCCCAAUACCAACCAUUAUUGUCAAAGAGCCUUCGACUAGCAGUAGUGGCAAAAGCAGCCGGGGAAGUAGCAUGGAAAUUGAGACUAGUGCCUCCGAGCAGCCAGGCCAACUACGGCCAGACGGCAGUCACAUCGUGAGCAACCCUUUUGCAGCUGCUAUUGCAGGGGCAGUACGUGACCGUGAGAAGCGGCUUGAAGCAUGCAAGAACUCCCCAGCCUUCCUGUCGAUGGAUCUCGGAGACGAGGAUCCAUUUAUCCCAACCCCUCGUUUACACCAGUCUAUGUCCAUAGAUGAAGGCAUGUUUGCCAGCGAUAAGAGUUUACAAAAGCUUAUGGCUCCACCAGCUGCUUUAUUAGAGGGCCAGCAAAUUGGAAGUGGAGGCAACAUGGCUGACUUUACCAUCCCAGAACCAACAACUGAGCCCCUCACAACACGCACCAGGAGCUUCCCCAAUACAGACGGUCCCAUCAGUCUCAAUGAUGGAGAUUUACAAAACCAGACAUCAGGAAAGACUCGUGAUAUUUGUCCACCCUUGGCUCUGGGUCUAGCUGCAAGUAAUAGAGCUCUGAAGGAGCACGUGCAACCCCCACUUCCUCCACCUAAAGGAGAACCUCACAAAGCAAACCUCAACCAGCCACUCUUCAUAGACACCAAGCUACGGUCCAAUAUCGAAGCCAACUUUGUUGCCACAGUUGCAGUGGGUCAAGCAAAAGAUUGUGGAGGCUUGUUUAGACACACAAGAGACUCCAAUCACGAAACAGAAAAGGCAAAGGAAAGUAAUCCAUCCGAGCAGUCGAUAAACACCAAUAACACAUCGCAACAGAAGUCAGCGAGGCUCCUCAUGGUCCACACACAAGAUAAGGCCAAGCCACAAGUAAACAGUCAGCCUGAUAGAUUAGAACAAGAAGAGUCCCCUGGAAUGGACAGUGCACCCAUUGAUUCCAACAUCAAACGUACAGCCCACAACUCCCAGCCACCUCAUAUGAGGAACGUCUUCACCUCUGCCACCUCUGUGGAGGAGCCUGUCAAGUUUCCCUGUACCAUUCCUCCUCCCCCAAUGACCUCAGUGGAUAUUGAUGAGGAGUUUGAACCCUUGCCUCCACCUCUGGAGUUUGCCAACAGCAUUGAUGUUCCUGAGGACCAGGUAGUAGAGAUUCUCAAGCAGAAAAAUAAUAAUGCAACAAUAGGACCUGUUUAUCAUUCACAUGCUUCUACAACUGAUGGUGUGGAGUCCAAGUGUCUUUCGGGGCUUGUAAACUGCAUGACUCCUCACACCUACCCUCCACCACCUCCAGAAAUGUUUGAGCCCAUCACGGACUCAGGCAUUGAGGAAGCUGACAGUCGGAACAGUGGGGACCCUCACUUUGAGGCCAAUAGUACAAUUUCCACAGUGUCCAGUAUCUCUACUCUUUCAUCAGAGGGAAUUGACGACACAUGUAUAGCCUAUGCAGACGGCCAGACUCUUUCGAUGGACAGACCACCUGUUCCACCAAAGCCAAAAAUUAAGCCCAUAAUCAAUAAAAGCAAUGCACUUUACAGUGACCCUUUGAUACACGAGAGCAUAGAGUCCUUCGGACAGCCACCACCGGCCCCUCCGCCACCCCUGGGUUGUGGAGCACAAUCUGAGCUUCGCAAAAAGCUUGCUCAGCGAGGCAGUAAACUGUGGGACCCCCAUGAGUUUCCGAACCCCCUCAAUGCAGAUCCUAAAGCCAAUGUGAUCAAUGAGCUUAGCUCCAAACUUCACCAGAGGAACAAGGACAGAUUUCCAAUACAGGGAGGGUCACCACCUGCAGGAUCCAGGAGCAUUGGAUCAAGAGAUUGGACGGCCCAAGCCUCAGGUACCAAAUGCAGCAACACUGUUCCCUCAACAACCCUGAGCCACUUGCCCCUUCAGGCUUCCAGUCCAGCCUCGCCUCCUCCUGAAUCUGGUCGUUGCUCUUCUCUGCCAGGCUCUGCCGCCUCCCCCACAUUAACAGAUGUGUUUAGCCUGCCAUCUCCACCCAUUGUGAAUGCAGAGCAAUGCUAUAGCCUCAGCUCAGUCAGCAGUCGAUCGCCGUCCCCUCUCACGGUGUUUCAGGCUUCAGACAAGCCCUUUGCCGACAAACCCAUCCUACUCUGGACCAAGCACGAUGUAGCCGACUGGCUUGAAAGCCUCAACUUGCAGGAACACAAGAAGGCCUUCUUGGACAAUGAAAUUGAGGGCACCCACCUUCCCAACCUCCAAAAGGAAGACCUUGUAGACUUGGGUGUCACCCGUGUUGGUCAUCGGAUGAACAUUGAAAAGGGUCUCAAACUUCUAAUGGACAGAUAAAGGGUGCAUACACUCGGUACAGUGCUUGGCAUGGAUAUUGGCUUGAUCAAUCCCUCGUUUUCUCGAACUUCUUUCAGUCUAGAUGUCUUGCAUCUGUUGGAAAUCGUGGGGCGAUGUUCCCUGUAUUGUUGUCAGAGGCACAGUAAGUACCAUGGAUGCAGAACUGCACUCAGGAACACUUCUAAGAGGACUCGUUCUUGCCAUCAAAAGCUUUGUUUAAAUGUCUGGAGCUUGUCUCUAACCAGCAGAGCUUGGAGGUCCUUUCUUUUUUACCUUUGAUACAGCUAUUUCUGAGAAAAUUUCAUUCCAGAUGUUGUCUGCAAACGUUCUGUAUUUGGCAGAGAACAUGGAUACCCAGAAAAGCACUGUUGUUUGGUCUUUAUAAAAUGAGGUUAGCUGAAAACAUUAAAUUCACUCAGGCUUUGACAGGAACAUGUAUUCACACCCUUAAUAUUCCAGAUAAGUGCAAGGGAUGGUGGCGCUAGUGAAGCUGCUCUUCAUCCUUGAUUUCCAUGAGACUGAACGAGGAUGGGGUCACGUACAGCUUUGUCUGAUCCUGUCGGCGAAAAUUAAAUACACGUAUGCUUUCCCUAACAUUUCCCUAAACAAAAAUAAUAUUUCUUGUGUUCUUGCUGCAGAUAUGCCAAGAUAUAGAGAAUUAAAAAACAUAAGGCUUGAGGAAGAACGUUCUUAAUGAGAGCUUGUGGCGUAGCUCAUAAAUCAGGUGUAAUUAUUAUUGUGCUUAUCAGCUGCCAUGGAUCACAUACAUCUAUAAUAGCCUCGCAUUAAGGUAGCGACAGAGCUUUUUUAUAUUGUGUCUUGGCUGUGGAUCGUGAUGUUGAUUGUAUGACGGUGGAUCUUAAUAUGAGGUUGCUGAGAACUAUAAGAAAGUGGUGGAGCUCAAACGGACUGAGGCCUGAUACUUCAGCUGAAGAGCCAGGUGUGACUUUUUGAAAAAAAAAAAAAAAUUACAAGGUCAAAACUAUUUUGAAAAAUGAAAUGUAUGCAUAGAUGAAUAGCUCACAAUAAGAUCAAUAACACAUUUAAAAGAGAAGCUUGGAAUUAAAUGGAAAUUCACCCUAUUUUAAUGCGAGUUGCAGUUUUGGAGAGAUUCCAAGUUGGAUUUCUUUCUUUGUCGGGCAGUAAACAAGAGGCUGUAUUAAUCAGUUUUUGUCAUUAUAAAACUUGGAACCAUGUUUCUUAGCCAACAUACACUAUAUAAAUGGAGUAAAUGAUUACUUUUAAAUUUUGAUUUCUGUAUGUGCCGCUCACUGCAGUACUGAUAGUGGUAAUGUCUCUGAAACAUAUAUAGUUGCUAUCACCUGCUGCUGAGAUUCUGAGUAUGAGUGAAUAUAGAACAAUGUUUUUAAAAUGCGGGCCAGAAAUCAAAAAUCGCAAGCCUUUCCUGAACAAAGGUUUGCCAAUACACUGCUGCUACUGUGAAAAUAGAUAUUUUACAAAAUAGAUCAUCUUUGGAUAGCAUACAAUAGAAGAGAGUAUUUUCGAUUUAUAUGAUCAUAUUGCCUUUUCUAAAUGCAAUUUUAAUGGUAUUGCUCCCACUUAAGUGUGGUUUGCCAAAAAAGAGAAAUGUUUGACUAAAAUGGGUGUAUUUGUUAGAUUCUUAAUAUAGCAAAUCCAAAAAAGCAAUAUAUUUAUACUAUGGAUAAUACAGUCUGUAUGUAUUUAGAUAAUGCACCCCAUCAUUAAAGAAGCACAAUGUUCACCUGAUAAAACACUGCUGGUUUAUCUAUAGAACUGUCAAUCCCUUAUUGUUUAGCUAUGAUUUUUUCCCCUUUGACUUCAACCUAUUUUGCUUUACUUUGCUAACUACAUGUAAAGACUUGUGUUCACAUUGUUAAUGUUGCUGUAAGAUCUUCUUAAAUGCAAUUAGUAACUCAUUGCGGUGACCAAGAAAACAGUAGGAUUUGCGAGUUUGAGCGCAGUUACACCUUGUAUGGCAAACGAAUCUGAAAGAAAUAAAUAUUGCUGGAGUUGAGCUCUGUUCCUGUGCAUCAAUGCGUCUCACAAACACAUGCACUUGAUGAAAGCUACUGUAAGAAAAACAGUUUCAAACACGGAGAGUAUGGCUACAUAAUGGACUGUGAAAAAUACUAACAAUACUAGUUUUAUUUUUUUAUUCUUAAAUGAUAUUUCUUAUAAAACAUCCUUGUAAAGAGAGCCAGUAUAGAUGAGCACAGACAAUUUGUUCGAAAAAGAUACUUAACUAAAAUUGCAAAACACAGAUUAUGUCAUUAGUUGCUGCUAAGCCAUUAAACAGUAUUUGCUCCUGUGUGGAUUGUCAUUUAACAGCAGAUCAUUUGAUAUAAUUCAGCGUCACAGACAAAUGUCAUGCACUCACAGAAAGAUCGACAUCAAUCUGCCAGCACAUCGAGAGCGAGUCCAGAUGAAUCAGAACACAGAGAAGCACAGAGACGAUGCAAAUCAGACAGACAUGCAGCUCACGCCACAUAACGCAUUAACAUCUGAUUUUAAUACACAACCCUUCAAAUACCACCAAAGUGAUUUUUAUGAAUGAUUUCAAACACUGCGAUGGAAUGUCUGUUCAUCCUGUACUCAGACGUGAUGCAGAAUUCUAGCAGUGACGGAUUAUGGCAUUAUAUUUUGGCCUUCAUUGAUUAUGAUCAUUCAUAUUUUCAAACUUAACGCAGUUAAUCCCUAUUCCAACAC